GUGUGUGUGUGUGUGUGUGUGUGUGUGUGUGUGUGUGUGUGUGUGUGUGUGUGUGAGGGUGUGUCUGCUCUUAUAAACUCGGACACUCCGGAGAUUCAGUCACUGCUGAAACUGAAGGCCGGGUUUACAUCAUUGUGAGAAUGGAGCAUCUGUCAGCAGCGCAGACGCGGUUCGCCCUCAAUCUGUUCCAGAAGAUCCGCGAUGGAAACGCGUCAGGAAACGUCUUCUACUCUCCUCUCAGCAUCUCUGCUGCUCUCUCCAUGCUGUCUCUCGGGGCAGGAGGAAACACGGCGUCUCAGAUGACCCGGACUUUGCAGUUUCCCGAAGCGAAGGGUGAAAUCCACGCUGGCUUCACCAAGCUCCUGAGCGAGAUGAACAAAGCAGGAGCUCCGUACGCGCUGAGUCUCGCCAACCGCCUCUACGGAGAGCAGUCCUACCGAUUUGUUGAGAAAUUUCUCAGUGACACAAAGAGCCUGUAUCAGGCUGAACUGGAGACGGUGGACUUCAUCGGUCAGGCGGACGCGGCGCGGGUCAACAUCAACAGCUGGGUGGAGAAACAGACACAAGAGAAGAUCAAGGACCUGCUGGCUAAAGGGGACGUGAAUUCACUGACCAGACUGGUGCUGGUGAACGCCAUCUACUUCAAGGGCAACUGGGAGAGGAAGUUCAGAAAGAAACACACCCGAGAUGAUCAGUUCAAGCUGAACAAGAAUGAAUCGAAGCCAGUGCGGAUGAUGUCCCAGAAGGCCAAGUUUCUUUCCUUCAUUCCUGAAAUGAACUGUCAGAUUCUCGAGCUGCCGUAUGUGGGGAAAGAGCUCAGUAUGCUGAUCAUGCUUCCCAACGCCAUGGAGGACGACACCACCGGCCUUCAGAAGCUGGAGAGCGCGCUGACCUACGAGAACUUCAUGAAGUGGACCCGACCUGACAUGAUGGAUCUUCUGGAAGUCAAAGUGUCUCUGCCCAGAUUCAAGAUGGAGGAAACCUAUAACAUGAACGAUCUUCUGAUCAGCCUGGGAAUGGUGGAUGCGUUUGACUUGCAGAAAGCCAAUUUUACAGGAAUUUCCCCCAGCGAAGAUCUGGUGCUGUCUAAGGUGGUGCAUAAGUCCUUUGUUGAAGUGAAUGAAGAGGGGACGGAGGCGGCUGCAGCCACCGGUGCUGUUGUCGUGGCGAACUGCUUACCGACACGCUUCUGCGCCAAUCACCCUUUCCUCUUCUUCAUACGCCACAAUCCCUCUAAGAGCGUUCUGUUCUGCGGACGCGUCUGCUCUCCUUGAGAUCCCGACUCAUGUGACAACUUGCUGAUGGGUUUGAUCAGUUUAGGCAAGGCAAGGCAAUUUUAUUUGUAUAGCACAUUUCAUACACAAUGGUAAUUCAAAGUGCUUUACAUAAAGAAGAAUAAUAAAAAUAGAACAUAAGGAACAGAAAUAACAGUAAAAACAGAGAAUAAUACUGGUAGAUGAGGGAUCAGGGUUCUGGUCUGUGCGCUACAUGUGUUGAAAUGUCCUUUUGCCUUAAUUCCCCAGUGCCUGUGUUGUUUCCUCUAUUGAAUAAUCUGGAGUGAAAUUGUUUAUGCAUUUACUCUAAAGGUGCUUGCAACAUUAUGAAUAAAGAACUUGUGAUUGUUCAAAAAAUAAAA
Megalobrama amblycephala (Wuchang bream) is the source of this 1636-nucleotide messenger RNA. Its product is annotated as leukocyte elastase inhibitor-like. Lineage: Eukaryota; Metazoa; Chordata; Actinopteri; Cypriniformes; Xenocyprididae. Gene Ontology annotation, molecular function: serine-type endopeptidase inhibitor activity. The record is from RefSeq and is a predicted model, not a curated record. Gene Ontology annotation, biological process: negative regulation of endopeptidase activity.